Pelobates cultripes (western spadefoot toad) is the source of this 256-nucleotide messenger RNA. NCBI's taxonomy places the organism in Eukaryota, Metazoa, Chordata, Amphibia, Anura, Pelobatidae. The record is from the annotation of a GenBank genome assembly.
AUGGUGAGAGAGACAGGGGCACAGCAAACCAGUACCCUCAGCAAAACGAACACUAAAGGCAAAAAGCCUUGGAUAUGCAGGAGUGCCGGUCUCCCACAUGAAGCGCUGCACACCACUCCGGGAGAGCCGCACAUCCCCGUCACUACGUCGGACGGUCCGCGGUGGGGCCUCGCAAAGCCCCCUGUGGGCGACAGCACAGCAGAGACCCAAGAAGCCACACCGCUCCACUACCUCGCAACCAUCUCACCAGCGACAG